Molecule: messenger RNA, 3014 nt
Organism: Cadophora gregata
Lineage: Eukaryota; Fungi; Ascomycota; Leotiomycetes; Helotiales; Ploettnerulaceae
Gene: AVT3
Product: neutral amino acid transporter
Exons: 2
Coding region: 317-2689 (790 amino acids)
Biological process (GO): amino acid transmembrane transport
Molecular function (GO): amino acid transmembrane transporter activity
Source: RefSeq, a predicted model, not a curated record
GCAGGUGAUAGCAUCGAUGGAGGGAGUGACUGAAGUGACUGAAGUGACCCGAGACUGGAGUGAAAACAGCCGCCGAAACAGCUAAAAUCCACUUUGCCUGCCUCUUGCUGCUCCUUUCAUUGUACACAAUCUGGUGAGUAUUGUAUAUAUUUGCGUGGGUUCGCGGCAAUACAGCAGAGUUUCCAGGCUGACUUUCACGCCCCAGUCGCUUUCCUUUUAAUCAACACCGUGGGACGAGACAUCAGAUAAGGUCGAGGGUCCCCAACAUUCUCCUGUCCGACGACAGCAAUUCCCCCCCAACACGAAAACUGCCGCCAUGACGACUCCUCGAGAUGGCGAGUCUUCUGCUCGACCUUUGCCCGUUCCAAUGUCGUCGUCGCCGGGUUCAGCAAGAGGAAGAUUAUCUGGCAGUCCUCUCCCACGGGCAGCCUCAACAGCAAGACUAGCUUCCCCAGUCCCGUCUCACAGCACAGUGGGAACACCACAAGUACGCCAGAUACCUACGUCGAGUCAAGUUGGAGCAGGCUCUAUUGUUUCUGGUAGCUUGACGCCGCUUGCUGGUCCUCCACCCCACUCUUCACAGCCUGGACCGGGAGUGUCAGCUCUUGCACUUGCUUUGUCGAAUUCUUUUGGGCAGUCACCACCGAAAUUCGGUACACCUCCUCUACGACCUCUUUCUCCUAGUGCUGCCGGCCACCAAAUAUUACCUUCUGGACUACAGAGCAAUUACGGUUCAUUCGACAGAGCUCGGUCAGUUCAAGGAGCGCCGGGUUGGGCCGGUCCAAGUACAUAUGAGGAUCCCGAGAUUGUGAAGAGACAUCUUGUGCAGCCUACCGAAACGGGAGACGCAACUCACGAUGGCAUAUUUGGACCUUCUAUGUCAUUCCGAGCAGGGUCACCGGCUGGAAAGGGGAAACAAAACAAUGAGGAGAUAGCACCAGGACUGGAUGACGACGAGUUCUCGAGUUUGCGGCUACAAGGAGGAGAUGUUACGCGGCCCAUAUACAGAUGGACUGAAGAAGCACAAGCACGGUCUGGGCGGGGGAAAGCUCAGAGAAGCCAGAGUUUUCACCUCUCGCGGCCAUACCCUGAGAAUGAAGUGCUUGAUAUUGGGUCAAUCAAAGUCCCAGGGGGUUUCCGCCGAAACUUUCUUCGACGUGCUGCAGCGAGCCCAUCUCCUGCUGGUAGACAUGCCGAUGAGAGUACCGUGGGACUUCGUUCACAACCGAAAAUGCUCACCAAUAAUUUUAUUGAAUUUUUGACGAUAUAUGGUCAUUUUGCUGGUGAAGAGUUGGAAGAAGAUGACGAAGUUCUAGGACCAAACGAAUACUUCUCGUCCGAAGAUCAUUCGGCACUUGGAGAUGAGGGUAGUGAUGACGAUAGAGAACCUAUGGAAGACAGUGCUUUGCUCACACCGGGCCGCAAGAAGAGAAAGCGCAAGGAGCGACAAGUGGAAGGGACGAAUGGGUCAAUGGGAGCUGCUUUACUUCUGCUGAAGUCAUUCGUCGGGACUGGUGUUCUUUUCCUACCCAAAGCAUACCUGAACGGCGGCAUGCUCUUCAGCAACCUGGUUUUGAUUGGUGUGGCACUUCUCAGCUACUAUUGCUUCGUUCUACUUGUCAACACCCGCCUGAGAGUGAAUGGAUCAUUUGGUGACAUGGGUGGAAUUUUAUACGGGAACUGGAUGAGAACUACGAUCUUGGUCUCCAUCGUAAUCAGUCAGAUUGGCUUUGUCGCUGCCUACAUUGUUUUCACGUCCGAGAAUUUGCAGGCUUUUAUUCUUGCGGUCUCGGAUUGCAAGACCCAUAUUGAGGUCAAAUGGCUGAUUUUGAUGCAAAUGGUAGUCUUCCUACCAUUUUCGCUGCUGCGCGACAUCAGCAAGCUCGGCUUUACCGCUCUGAUUGCUGAUGCGUUCAUUCUUAUCGGCUUGGUAUACCUUUACUACUACGACAUUCUUACUAUUGUCCGACAACAUGGAGUUUCGGACAUUGUCAAUUUUAAUCCCAACGACUGGACACUCUUUAUUGGAACCGCCAUUUUCACUUUUGAAGGAAUUGGCUUAAUCAUUCCGAUUCAGGAAUCGAUGAAGAAUCCCAAGAAGUUCCCUCCAGUCCUUGGCGGAGUCAUGAUUAUCAUUUCUGUGAUAUUCAUCUCCAUGGGAGCGUUGUCCUAUGCAGCUUAUGGCUCCAAGACAGAGACUGUUGUCAUUCUCAACCUUCCACAAGAUGAUAAGAUGGUCAACGGAGUACAAUUCCUGUACUCCCUAGCUAUUCUACUGUCUACACCAUUGCAGAUCUUCCCUGCAAUCAGAAUCACAGAAAAUGAGCUCUUCACCCGAAGUGGAAAGUACAAUCCAUACAUCAAAUGGCAAAAGAACCUCUUCCGUUUCUUUGUCGUCAUGCUUUGCGCUGGAAUUGCAUGGUUCGGUGCCAACGAUCUUGACAAGUUCGUGGCAGUGGUAGGUAGCUUUGCCUGUGUGCCAUUGGUAUAUAUCUACCCACCCAUGCUGCACUUCAAAGCCGUAUCUAAAACCACAUUCCGCAAAACAACCGAUGUCCUUCUUUGCAUUUUUGGCCUAGUAGUAAUGGUCUAUACCACCUCCCUCACAGUCAUCAGUUGGGCAAGUGGGACUGUAGAACCAGGUCUUCCAAGCUACUGCGACAAGCAGAAGUUGAAGUUCCCAUUCUAACACCACCACAUAACAAACACAUCAGACUACACAUUUAACCGGAAUGGUUCAUCCGGCCCGGGCAUUGGAAAGGAAACUUGGUUUUCGGUUUUUAUUAGAAUUGCUUUUCUUGCAUAGCGCUGCGCUGCUACCUGUUUCCUUCUCACGGCUGUAAAGUACAUAGCGAGUUCUGCUUACUAUUCUGUACUCGUUGCUUCCUCCCUGCAUGCAUACAUCCAUGAUCCAUGGAUUCACUUCCGUUUACUGUUUUUCCUUUCGCAGGCGUGCGGAGCGGCAUUGUUACUUAUACGAGAUGACUAUGAGAUGAGAAUAGAAAGUUGAACGA